AGUUAGGUCCUGUAGACUACUAUAAAGCUCUGUACGCGCGACAUAAUAUUUUAUACAGCGUAGAAACUUGAAGCUCUGUAAUCAUGUCUGGAAGAGGCAAAGGAGGUAAAGGACUCGGGAAAGGAGGCGCUAAGCGUCACCGUAAAGUUCUUCGUGAUAACAUCCAGGGAAUCACUAAACCCGCCAUCCGUCGUCUCGCUCGCCGCGGCGGAGUCAAGCGUAUCUCCGGUCUGAUCUACGAGGAGACCCGCGGUGUGCUGAAGGUGUUUCUGGAGAACGUGAUCCGUGAUGCGGUGACCUACACCGAGCACGCCAAGAGAAAGACCGUCACCGCCAUGGACGUCGUGUACGCUCUGAAACGACAGGGACGCACUCUGUACGGCUUCGGAGGUUAAACGCGUCCGUGAUACAGAAAAAAA
Messenger RNA from Puntigrus tetrazona (Sumatra barb), 419 nucleotides. Its product is annotated as histone H4. Gene Ontology annotation, biological process: nucleosome assembly. The transcript has a single exon. The record is from RefSeq and is a predicted model, not a curated record. NCBI's taxonomy places the organism in Eukaryota, Metazoa, Chordata, Actinopteri, Cypriniformes, Cyprinidae. The coding region runs from base 84 to 395 and encodes 103 amino acids. Gene Ontology annotation, cellular component: nucleosome. Gene Ontology annotation, molecular function: structural constituent of chromatin; DNA binding; protein heterodimerization activity.